Fopius arisanus is the source of this 1085-nucleotide messenger RNA. Its product is annotated as zinc finger protein 385B-like. Lineage: Eukaryota; Metazoa; Arthropoda; Insecta; Hymenoptera; Braconidae. The record is from RefSeq and is a predicted model, not a curated record. Gene Ontology annotation, molecular function: zinc ion binding; nucleic acid binding. The coding region runs from base 302 to 976 and encodes 224 amino acids. The transcript is spliced from 6 exons. Gene Ontology annotation, cellular component: nucleus.
AUUUAGACAUGAUAAAGUGACGAAUAUCCAUUAGAAAUUGUCUAUGGGGAUUAGUCCGGGUAUGAUUACUUUUAUUUGGAUUUUUAAUACUCUUUUCGAGGGGCUUUAGCCCGAUGACUGUUGUUUCGCAAUUCAAUUAAUUUUCGUCAUUUCGUCGCCUGAUGACUUGUAUUGUGAAAAGGCCCUAAUGGUGAUGUCUUGAAUUUCACACUGGGCACAAGCACAAGUGAAUUGAACACCGAUCGAGGAACGUUCGAGGGUUACCGUGUCGGUUUAUCCUUGUCUCCAGAACGGGUGAGAAAUGGCUGCACCAGCACAAGGGGUCAUCGAUCCGCCCCUCAAUGAUCCAGUCACGAAAGCUGUUGUUGAUAAUAUUAUGGGUAAUUUACCCACCAAAAAACCACUCGUGAGGUGCAAUGAUUGCGAUCUCUGCUUCACCAGUCAGACUGUUCUGGACGCCCACUUACAAGGCGCUCGACAUGCAAAACAGAUAAGAUCAAAAGUGAUAAUGGCUACCCUCGAAGAGACGAAGGUUGCGUUCACAAAGGACCAAGAGGCAAAUGGGCUAAAGUGUAAUGUCUGCAACGUGUGUCUUAACUCGAUACAGCAACUCCAAACACAUUUGAAUGGGAAUCGUCACAAGAAGAAAGUGAUGAAAGGUGCAUGGACUGAAGCCGAGGAGGAUAAGGAACAGGAAACUGCUGCUCCUGAACCAGAACCUGCACCAACUUCAAAGACAACAGGGGGUCUACUCUCUUGUGAGGCCUGCAAUAAGUUCUUCAAUUCCAAAGCUCAGUACGAUGUGCACAUUGCGUCCAAGAAACACUCACAAAAAAUAAAUCGUCCAGGUGCUUUGAAGACAAAGAAGAGACGAUUUACCCCAUACAAGAGAAAAAUCAAAUCCAAUGGCAAUGGUUCAGGUCAAAUGCAUCUAUCCAACAGCUUCGUAUCCGGUGGAUACGUCUACAAUUCAUAGAUGAACACUUAAUUUCUCUUUGAUCCACCUGAAUUUCUUUUUUCUCCUUUUCCAUUCUUUUGGAAUCCACAGUAUUACUUGCAUAUUAAUAAACAGGAGAAAUGGAUAA